This is a messenger RNA of Solea senegalensis (Senegalese sole), 2929 nucleotides long. RefSeq names its product cyclic nucleotide gated channel subunit alpha 3a (gene cnga3a). Gene Ontology annotation, biological process: monoatomic cation transmembrane transport. Gene Ontology annotation, molecular function: protein-containing complex binding; intracellularly cGMP-activated cation channel activity; intracellularly cAMP-activated cation channel activity. Gene Ontology annotation, cellular component: intracellular cyclic nucleotide activated cation channel complex; plasma membrane. Bases 205 to 2445 code for a protein of 746 amino acids. NCBI's taxonomy places the organism in Eukaryota, Metazoa, Chordata, Actinopteri, Pleuronectiformes, Soleidae. The transcript has 9 exons. The record is from RefSeq and is a predicted model, not a curated record.
AGCCGCUGGCACCAAUGACUCGCAGCCGGCAUCGAUGUGUUUGGUGACGCUUUGUGAUCGAGAACAUUUCACUGGAAGUCAAAUGGUUUUUUUUCUCUUUGCUGUUAUGAAGAUGGAAAUAAUAUCAGGAGGAUAAUAUCACCACAGGGGCACAGCGUGUUCACCAAGGCUUCACACUUGGCUUCCACAGCCUCUCACAACAACAUGGCAGAACACUGCAGCAGAAGUCCCGACUCAACCAGACUGCGACUGUCCACAAAUACACCUGUUGAUCAACUUGCGGUUGUUGAAAAUGGAGACAGCAGAGUUCACUCCCUCUGCGAUGACAAUUCAGAGAGGACGCCAUCGUUAUCAUCGUCCUACAGAGACUCACACACAGCUACUCAGGCAGUGGCCAGGUUCUCCUACUUCUACAUGCUGCGGAAAUGGUUGUCUCACCGAGUUAACCCUCAGACGGAGAGGCGAGACUCGUUCCUGGAUCGCUUCAGAGGCCCCGAGCUCAAAGACAUGGCCGGGCGAGAGAGCAACGCCCAGUCUGUGGGUCACAGCGACACACUCCGCAAAACAAACCUUCCCAGUAAGUGGCCACUGGCUACUUACAACAUGAAUAACUGCAACAACACAGACGACAAAAAAGAGGACAAAAAAGACGAGAUUAAAAAAGACGAGAAAAAGGAUGAGGAGAAGAAAGACGAGAAGAAAGACGGGGACAAGAAGGAGGAGAAGAAGGACGAGAAAACAGACGAGAAGAAGGACGAGAAGAAGGAUGAGAAGAAGGACGAGAAGAAGGAUGAGAAGAAGGAUGAUAAGAAAGAUGAUAAAAAGAAAGAGGCGCCCCCGAAAGAAAUCUGGAUUAUGGAUCCAGCUACAGAUGUAUACUACAAAUGGCUGACUGUCAUCGCAGGCCCAGUAUUUUAUAAUCUAAUGAUGAUCGUAACAAGAGCCUGUUUUAACGAACUCCAGAACACUUAUACAAAACUCUGGCUCUUCUUGGAUUACACCGCAGACGUCAUCUACUACAUGGACACGUUUGUCAGAUCGAGAACAGGUUACUUGGAACAAGGCUUGCUGGUGAAAGACAGCAAGAAACUGAGGGAUAAAUACAGAACAACGCCUCAGUUCAAGUACGAUAUGAUUUCAAUGAUACCGACCGAUCUGCUGUUCCUGAGAUUCGGAUACAACAACCCAGAGUUUAGAUUCAACCGUCUUUGCAAAAUUUCGAGGCUUUUUGAGUUCUUCGAACGGACUGAGACCAGAACCAGCUUCCCGAACAUAUUUCGAAUCAGCAACCUUGUGCUUUAUAUCCUUAUUAUUAUCCACUGGAACGCUUGCAUGUUCUUUGCACUUUCAAAAACCAUCGGUUUUGGAUCUGACACUUGGGUGUAUCCCAAUAUCAGUCACCCGGAGCACGGCCGCUUGGCCAGGAAGUAUAUCUACUCCCUGUACUGGUCCACACUGACCCUCACCACCAUUGGAGAGACCCCUCCACCAGUCAAGGACAUUGAAUUCCUCUUUGUCAUCGCCGACUUCCUCACUGGUGUCCUGAUCUUUGCCAGUAUCGUCGGUAACGUCGGUGCUAUGAUCUCCAACAUGAACGCUUCUCGUGCCGAGUUCCAGGCAAAGAUUGACUCCAUAAAGCAGUACAUGCAGUUUCGAAAGGUCACCAAAGAGCUGGAGGCCAGGGUCAUCAAGUGGUUUGACUACCUUUGGACAGAGAAGAAGACCUGCGAUGAGAAGGAAGUGCUGAAGCACCUCCCCGACAAGCUCAAGGCUGAGAUCGCCAUCAACGUCCAUUUGGAUACGUUGAAAAAAGUGCGAAUUUUCCAGGACUGUGAAGCCGGUCUCCUGAUUGAACUGGUGCUCAAGCUGCAGCCACAGGUGUUCAGUCCUGGAGAUUACAUCUGUAAGAAGGGGGAUAUUGGCAGGGAGAUGUACAUCAUCAAGGAGGGGAAGCUAGCUGUGGUGGCCGAUGACGGAAUCACGCAGUUUGUAGUGCUCAGUGACGGCGCAUACUUUGGGGAAAUUAGUAUCCUAGGAAUCAAGGGAAGUAAGGCAGGCAACAGGAGAACUGCCAACAUCAGGAGCGUGGGCUACUCUGAUCUCUUUGCCUUGUCCAAAGACGAUUUGAUGGAAGCUCUCACUGAGUAUCCAGACGCCAAGAAGGCUUUGGAGGAGAAGGGGAAAGCCAUCCUGAUGAAAGACAAUCUGAUCGACGAGUCAGUCGCAAAUGCCGGUGCUGACCCCAAAGACCUGGAAGAAAAGAUCGUCCAACUGCAGAGCAACCUGGACACCAUGCAGACCAAGUUUGCCCAGUUGAUGGCGCAGUUCACCUCCAGCCAGACGAGGAUGAAGCAGAGAAUCACCACCAUGGAGUCCAGAGUGAAAUCUAUACAGCCGGAGGACCUUUCUGAAGUGGUGGCCGACAAAGACAAAAAAGUCCAAUAAAGUGACAGAAAAUGAAAGGGAUUUUUAACUCAGGAGUUUUUUUUUUUUUUAAAUCUUGUGUUUCUAUCCAUUUACACAUCAUAAUGUGUCAAUGCUGCGACUGUCGGCCGUUCCAUGUUGUUAUGCUUCACCAUUUUGCUCAGAAGCAGCUUUUUCUUUUCUUUUUUAAAGAAAUAGCCUUAGAAAUAAUAAAUGAGGAUUGUUUCCUGUUCCUGAUCAGUACGCACGUUUUUAUUUCUAAAGUGUGAAUGGAAAAACUCAACAUUACAACUUCAAUAUCAGUUUGAUCUUCUGAACGAUACCGUAUGAAUGUAAUAAAUAAAAAAAGAAAUGAAUGAAUGCCAGUUGUGUUAGCAGCAUAUGCUAUCAGUUGUAAAUUUUAAUGUCGUUUAUGUGAGUUAACAUUAAAAAAAUGUCCAUAUAAGAAAUAUCACGUCUUAAUGUUCAUACUGUCAUUUUUACAAGUGAAAUAAAAUGUUGCUAC